Molecule: messenger RNA, 669 nt
Organism: Dentiscutata erythropus
Lineage: Eukaryota; Fungi; Glomeromycota; Glomeromycetes; Diversisporales; Gigasporaceae
Source: the annotation of a GenBank genome assembly
AUGCCUAAUGCUAAACGAAUAUUUGGCAACGACACUAUGAAUUCGACCUCCAAGAGAGCACACAAUCAAAGUCAACAAGCUACAAGUUCUGCUACAACAUUCAAAAAAUGUAACACAUUAGUUGAAUUUAAAUAUGUUUAUGAAAAGCAGUUGCCUGACGAAUCAUCAUUUCAGCCAAACGAAAGAAAUAAUAAGAGCAAUAAUGCCACAUUCGAAAUAGCAAAUCAAGGGAACAAAAAGAGAAACGAAAGAAAUAAUGAGAGCAAUAAUGCCACAUUCGAAAUAGCAAAUCAAGAGAACAAAAAGAGAAAUGAUAAUAUCAAUAAUCCUAUAUUAGAAAAUGAAGACACUAUAUCUUUAGCUUCCUCAACAGAUCAUGGAAGUGACGAUAAUCUUGUAUCUCUUCCAGUUUCUUCGUUAGUUCACGGAAAUGAUAAUGCUAUUAGACCUCUUUUAGUUUCUUCGUCAGUUCGCAGAAAUGAUAAUGUGACACCUCUUCCAAAUUCUUUAUCAUUUGAAAUUGCUUUGUGGCUAGCCCAUCGUAAAAGAAUAUUGGAUUUAGCGAAUAGUAUUAGAAACAGGAUGAUGACAAGGAUAGAUGAUAAAAAACAGGAUCUGGCUUCUACCCCAUUGCACGAUCCCAUAUCAAAACUUCCGGAAAUUGAUCAU